Molecule: messenger RNA, 3247 nt
Organism: Gossypium arboreum
Lineage: Eukaryota; Viridiplantae; Streptophyta; Magnoliopsida; Malvales; Malvaceae
Product: receptor-like serine/threonine-protein kinase SD1-8
Exons: 7
Coding region: 624-3128 (834 amino acids)
Biological process (GO): recognition of pollen; protein phosphorylation
Molecular function (GO): ATP binding; protein serine/threonine kinase activity
Source: RefSeq, a predicted model, not a curated record
UCAACAUCGUGAGGCAUAAAAAUAGUGACGCAUAAAAAUUUGUAAACUUUUCAACACCUUAUCUCUCACAGCCGUGGAAUAUUAUAUUAUGAAUGAAUACUAGGUAACUCUUAUUGCCAUUUAUGAUUUAUACAACAUUCAUUCAUUCAAGUCAAUAAUGCCGAUUCCUUCUGCUGCUUUGGCAAAUAUAUAUAUAUGGCUUCUGCUACAGGUAUUUGUCUUUCUCUACUAGUUUCUUAGCUAUCAGAUAACUUUUUUCUUUGGGAAUACCAUGAGUGGUAUUCUCAGGCUUAGUCAUUUAGCAGUAUAGAUUGAAAUUGAAAGCAUUGAAACUCCGAACCCUUAGUCAAGUAAACUCAGAUACCAUGUAGCUGAUUGUUAGGGAUGAAAGUUUAAACAAAUUAGUACGGAUUCAAGGUUGAUGUUGAAUGUUCUUCAUUUGCAUGCUUGUGGGUGUUUAAAGCAGACUGUGAAACCAUGGGUCCAUGAGAGCUAAUAGUUUGAAAUAAAAGAAUAUAGUUGGGAACAAGCAGAUAUCUUAGCCGAAUAUCUGAUAUUUUCUCCAACACGAAGCUAGAUCCAGUUUUCUUUGUUUCAUUUUGAUUACUUAAAAGGUAAAAAAAAUGAUCCCAAAAACCCAAUUUGUUUAUCCUGUUCUCCUGCUGAUGUUCUCAUCCCACAUACUCAAAUAUUCAAAUGCUGUGGUGGACACAAUCUCACCAGGGCAACAGCUGAAUAUCUCACAAACUAUAGUAUCAGCUGGUAAAAUGUUUGAAUUAGGAUUUUUUUCCCCUACCAAUUCAACCAAUUACCAUAUGGGAAUUUGGUACAAGAAUAUCCCGGGGAAAACAGUUGUUUGGAUAGCAAACCGAGAUUAUCCUGUCACUGGUUCCGCAGUUCUAAGUAUUAGUGUUGAUGGUAACCUAGUGAUCAGGCAUGGUAGGAUAGUCUACAUGGUGACAGAUAUAGUAACUAAUGGAAAUGUCACUGCUACAUUGUUGGAUUCGGGAAAUCUUGUUGUGAGAGAUGAAAAAUCUAACACCUUAUGGCAGAGCUUUGACUUCCCUUGUAAUACUUUCUUGCCUGGGAUGAGACUUGGAUAUGAUAACAGGAAUGGAAAAAGCUGGUCAUAUAUCUCUUGGAAAAGUGAUGAUGACCCAAGUCCUGGAAAUUACACCUUGAAAUUAGAUUCUGAACAAGGAAAUAGGAUUCUGAUAUUGAAUGGAGAUGAUGAAUACUGGAGAUCUAAGCUUUGGGAAGAGGAUUCCAACGUAUUUGAGAGCCCUCCAGAAGUGAGAUUGAACAUGUUCAAUUUUAGCUUUGUUUCUAAUCUCUCCAUAACUUAUCUUACUUACAACCUCUAUAGGGAAGACCUCAUUAGUAGAUUGAUGAUUGAUUCAAAUGGACGGCUAAGACAGUUUUCAUGGUCGGGAAAUGAGUGGGAUGUGUUGAACUCCCAACCUAGAAACGCUUGCGAUGUUCUUGCUUACUGUGGAGGCAAUUCGAGCUGCACCGAAGUUCCAUCACCAAAUUGUAGCUGUUUACCUGGAUUUAAACCAAACUCACCAGAACUUUGGAACAAAGCAGACUAUAAGUUUGGAUGCUCAAUGAUAAGUGGUUUGCAGUGUGGCAAUGACACUAACAUCAAGGGUGCAGAGGAUGGAUUUCGUAUGCUGUCUAAAGUAGUACUUCCAAAGAACCCGCUGCCUCUACAGGCUCAGACUCUAAGUGAUUGCCGUUCAUCCUGCUUGAAUGACUGCUCCUGUGCUGGUUUUUCUUAUAUCAGUCAAAGUUGCUCCAUCUGGAUUGGUGAACUUAGGAAUUUGCAGCAACUUUCAGCUGAUGACAUUUCUGGCACAGAUUUUUUUCUCAAGCUACCGGCUGCUGAAUUGGGUACAGGAAAACGCACACCAAGUAAGAGGAAGCAGUUAAUUAUUAUUAUAUCAGUGACCAUCUCAGCGUCGAUUCUUGCUUCAGCCUUGUUCAUUUGGAAAGUGAAGAUGAAAAUGCACAAAAGAACAGGGGAGGACUUGUUAUCGUUUGAUCUUAGCAUUAGUCCAGAACCUACCAAAAAUGAACAAUCUGGUGUAAAACAACGCCAGAAACAUAAGAAGGAAGUGGAGAUUCCAAUCUUCAGCUUUUCUAGCGUUUCUGCUGCCACAAACAACUUCUCCCUCUCAAAUAAACUUGGAGAAGGUGGUUUUGGACCUGUAUACAAGGGAAAAUUAUUGAAAGGGAAUGAAGUAGCUGUAAAAAGGCUGUCAAGAAAAUCUGGACAAGGUUGGAAUGAGUUAAAAAAUGAGGCAGUGCUCAUAGCCAAACUCCAACACAAGAAUCUUGUGAAACUUCUUGGUUGUUGUAUUGAAGGAGAUGAAAAGAUUCUUGUCUAUGAGUAUUUGCCAAACAAGAGCUUAGACUUAUUCCUCUUUGGUACCAAUAACAUUUUUACACUAGCUUGGGGAACUCGUAUUCGGAUCGUUGACGGGAUUGCUCAAGGUCUACUUUAUCUCCAUCAAUUUUCCAGGCUACAGAUUAUUCACAGGGAUUUGAAGGCCAGCAACAUUUUGUUGGAUGAAGACAUGAAUCCAAAAAUUUCAGAUUUUGGGAUGGCAAGAAGUUUUGGAGGCACCGAACCACAAGCAACCGACAAAAUUGUUGGAACUUAUGGCUACAUGGCUCCUGAGUAUGCUCUCGAAGGUGUCUUCUCUGUGAAAUCAGAUGUCUUCAGCUUCGGAGUUUUGUUGUUAGAGAUUUUAAGUGGCAUGAAGAACACUGGCUUUUAUCAGAGCAGUUCCCUCAAUCUUCUAGGAUAUGCAUGGGAUCUGUGGAUAAGCAGUAGGCCAUUGGAGUUGAUGGAUAUUGUAAUGAAAGAUAGUUCUUGUGCCAAUGCAGCAAUUAGAUACAUUAACAUUGCACUUCUGUGUGUUCAAGAACAUGCAGCCGACAGACCAACCAUGUCUGCGGUUGUCCUGAUGCUGAGCAAUGAACUUACCAGCUUACCUUCUCCAAAAAAACCAGCUUUCUCAAAUGUCAGAAGUAUGGUAGACUCAAUCCCAAAUCCAAGUCACUGGAAGCCAGAGACCUGUUCUGAGAACGAACUAACAAUCUCAGAUAUGGAUGCUCGAUGAAACUUUGUAUUUGCUUACCUUUUUAUUUUUUUUUUAUUUUCCUCUUUUUCGAUUCAUCAACAAAAUUAAUUGCAGGGGUUUCCCAUUAUAUAUAAAAACACCAACUUUAAAAUUAUAAA